AUGGAGACCAAGGGUUCUACAGUAACUAUUUCUUCUUCAACUGCACCCCAAAACAGCUCUGGAGAUACAAAUUUUCGGAUCAGCUCUUCUAACAACAACUGUUGUCCAGAUAGCCAACCAACUGGCCUUACUCAAAGAACUCCCCAGAGCCGGGGCUGUGGGCCCACUCCUUGCCUUUACCGCACCGCUAACUACUUGAUAAGACCCUACCAUUUCCAUCCUUGUCUGGAAGACUACAGCUGGUGCAGCGAAGGCAUUAACAGUCACGAGAAAGAGACCAUGCAGACUCUGAAUGAACGCCUUGCUAGCUACCUGGAAAAGGUGCGGAUGCUGGAAGGGGAGAACUCAGAACUAGAAAACAAAAUCCAGGAGGAGUGCAGCAAGGCACUGCCUGUCCUGUGUUCUGACUACCUAUCCUACUACACCACCAUUGAGGAGCUACAGCAGAAGAUCUUGUGUACCAAGGCUGAGAAUUCCAGACUGGUCUCACAAAUUGACAACACCAAACUGGCUGCAGAUGACUUAAGAGCCAACUAUGAAGCUGAGUUAUCCCUACGCCAGCUAGUGGAAACCGAUGCCAAUGGCCUGAGGCAGAUCUUGGAUGUGCUGACUUUGAGCAAGACUGACAAGGAGGCACGAGUCCAAUCUCUGACAGAGGAACUCCUGUGCCUCAAAACUAACCAUGAAGAGGAAAUCAAUUCCUUACAGUGCCAACUUGGGGACAGAAUCAACAUUGAAGUAACAGCUGCCCCUUCCAUUGAUCUAAAUAAAAUUCUACAAGAAAUGAGAUGUCGUUACGAGUCCAUUGUGGAGACAAACCGUAAAGACAUAGAACAAUGGUUCAAUACACAGAUGGAGGAACUGAAUCAACAAGUAAUAACCAGCUCUCAACAACAACAAUGCUGCCAGAAGGACUUAAUUGAACUGAGACGUACCAUGAGUUCCCUUGAGGUUGAACUGCAGGCCCAACACCGAAUGAGAGAUUCCCAGGAAUGCAUUCUGACAGAGACAGAGGCCCGCUACACAACCCUGCUGGCCCAAAUUCAGGGUCUGAUCCAUAACUUGGAGGCUCAGGUGGCAGACAUCCGGAGUGCCCUGGAAAGACAGAACCAGGAAUACGAAGUUCUGCUGGACACCAAGUCCCGGCUGGAGUGUGAGAUCGCCACCUACCGCAGCCUUCUGGAGAACUUGGAUGGCAGGCUUCCCUGUAACCCAUGUGCCACCAAAUGUGAGCCUUCCUUCCAGGCCAGAGCUGUGGAGUAUUUUACCCCAGUUUAUACAUCUUCAUCACUGCCUGAGAUUCACAAGCCCUGCAGUGCCUCUGGACCCCCAUCCCGGAUACUGGUUAAGAUAUGCACCAUCACCAAGGAGAUCAAGGAUGGGAAGGUCAUUUCUUCUCACGAGCAUGUGCAGCCUUGUUACAUCACCAGACCUGCCAAAGUCUAG
Mesocricetus auratus (golden hamster) is the source of this 1446-nucleotide messenger RNA. RefSeq names its product keratin 39 (gene Krt39). The transcript is spliced from 7 exons. The coding region runs from base 1 to 1446 and encodes 481 amino acids. The record is from RefSeq and is a predicted model, not a curated record. Gene Ontology annotation, molecular function: structural molecule activity. Lineage: Eukaryota; Metazoa; Chordata; Mammalia; Rodentia; Cricetidae.